Nomia melanderi (Alkali bee) is the source of this 3467-nucleotide messenger RNA. Its product is annotated as mpv17-like protein 2. Gene Ontology annotation, biological process: mitochondrial ribosome assembly. The record is from RefSeq and is a predicted model, not a curated record. Lineage: Eukaryota; Metazoa; Arthropoda; Insecta; Hymenoptera; Halictidae. Gene Ontology annotation, cellular component: cytoplasm; mitochondrion; membrane.
GAUAAUGCAGGAACAGGUGCAAACUGUAGCAGAGUAGGGGUACCUCGACUGCGCAAACGCAUAAUAAGCGCGUGUCCUUAUAAUCGCCGCGGUUUUACAAAUUUUUUGCAGUUAUCAGUGGUUUUACAGUGCACCAUGAUGACUUUUACCUGUGCAUAUCUGCUUUAGAUUAAACUUUUUAGCUGGUAAUAACGGUAUGUGUUGCGACCGUGUUCAUCCAAGAUUUCGCCUUCAUAAACAUCAGAAGAUUAAGAACAAUCGUGUAAUCAUAUAACACCAAAGAAAGCAGGGAACAUAAAAUUUGGAUAAUCUGCAUCGUUAUAAACAGGAAAAAUCUGUGAGAUAAAAAAUCCAAGCAUUCACUUUCCGCACAGUGGAAUACAAGAAUUUUCAAAUCGAUUCUAUACUCAUCACUCAAAUGAACAUUUGGAGAAAAUUGUUUGACAAGUACCUAUUGGCCACAAAUACAGUGAGCUGUGGUUUGAUGAUGGCUGCAGCAGAUAUGAUUCAACAACGCAGCGAACACUUGAAAAAGAGUAAUAAGUAUCUGCCAAAGGAAACUUCUGCGGUGGCUGUAUCUUCACAAGAACAACAGCAACAGUUCGAUGACGCUGCCGACUCAGACAAGUAUGUGCACGAUUUUAUUAGAACUAAAAAUAUGACGGCCGUGGGUCUGGUUCAAGGCCCAUUUCAUCAUUGGUUCUACAUGGUUUUGGAUAAAGUAAUACCUGGUAGAACCGCAUUGUCCGUUAUUAAAAAAACGUGUUUGGAUCAGUCAAUCGCCAGCCCUACUUGCUUAGGCAUAUUUUUUAUUGGACUUGGCGUGUUGGAGCGUCGGAAAAUCGAAGAAAUUUAUGAAGAAUUGAAAAUAAAAUUGUAUGAUACGUGGAAGGUGGACUGUUGUUUUUGGCCUCCAACACAGUGUAUCAAUUUCUUUUUUAUACCCUUCCGGUAUAGAGUUCUGUACACGAAUUUUAUGACAAUGAUCUACGAUAUUUUCUUGUCAUACAUGAAAUAUGUAAGUGCCUGCAUUCUCGACAAUUAUUUUUAGAAUAUACGUUGACGAUUGUUUCCUUUACAGGAUCACCAGUAUCAGUAAUGUGAAAUCUCAAGACUAGUCUGUGUCCGUUUAGUGCCCCUUAUUUCACUUUCAAUCGCGCAUAAUCAAUAACUUACAAAAAGUGUGAGAAACAAAAUGUUUUGUUACUCCAUAAUUAUUAUUUGUGUUAUUCAAUUUCGUUAUCGCGUUUCGAAACCUUUAUUGUGCUUCACAGUUCGGUACAUCUAACUGAUAGGAUUAAGCGUCUGUGUGAUUAGCGUUGUGUGCAAUAGAACGAAAACGAUAUUUUCAUUAAUAAAUCGUUGAAACGUGUUAGCUCUGGAGAAUCUAUUAUUGGAAAAAUAUUUUUACAGGUAAAUUAAUAUUUAAAGUUUAUAUUAUUAAUUAACAUUUAAAUAUUAAAUAUUAACGCGAAACAAAGUUUUGAAAAAUAUUUUCAGAAAUACAUUAAUAUUUGAACUAUUAAUAUUUAAAUCUUACUAAUAUAUUUGUAAAUUAAUAUUUGAACUAUAUUUCAUACUUUAAACGCUGAUUUGUUUAUAUAAAAAUACUAGGCUUAUAAAGGCUUAUAAAAGGAAAUGCAAUAGGUGUACGACCACGUUUGACGCUAAAACAAAACAGUCUAAAGUAAUUAUUUUCAAUAUGGUAUUUGUUAGAAGAAAACAUAGAAGUCAAGAGUAUUUUUACUUGAUCUGAGUAUGAAUACCGGAGAAACAUACGUUUUGCAAUAUAAUGAAAAAUAUUGAUCUUUUCGUUCUUGUUCGCUCGAAGUACAAAACUUUGGAACAUUAUCAGCACACGUUUGUUUUGACGCUGCCGCGUAUUAUAGUUGGCGUCAAAGUUUCGAAAUUUAUCGGUCUCGUGAAUCCAAAUGAUCUUUAUCAAUACUGUUUUAUCAACAUGUCUAUAUGCAACCUCGUGUCUGAUGCAUCCAAAUGGAAUUUUUAAUCGCUUUCUUAUCAUAUGUGACAACCAUCCAUCGAACGGAAAUUGUUUAUUAGGGUUGAUAGCUUUUGUUUGGCUUUCGGCGGCGGCGGGAUUACGUGUUCUAAGCUUCCAGUCGCCAACGAGUAAACAGCGAUUGUUAAAUGUAAAUACAAAUAGUAAACUGUGUAAAACAAUAAGCAAGAUACCUUGCACACAUUCCUACAUUGGAACUUCCAUAAGGGAAAUUAAAACAUUUGUACAUGUACUCAAUACGUAUUAGAAAAUUGGAAUGUUGAGUAUUAAAGUGAAAGUAGUGCAAUCUGUAAUUAGAAUUAAAAUGUAAUUGAUGAUAGCAAUGGUCCUAUCAAUCAUGCUUGCAUUAAUACUUGGAUUUAUCAUUUUUAAUGCAAAUGACUCAUUUUUUAUUCGUAUAGAAAAAGAUUUUCCUCUUUCAAUAAAAAUUCCAUUUUACAUGUGACGCAAUAAUUGGAACAUUAUUAUAGAAAUUGACAGUUCAAAAUAAACGUGUUUAAAUAAUAAUACAAAUUUCAUGGAGCAUAUUACAUGAGUAAAAACUAUGGAAAUAACACAUCUUAUAUAAAUAACAGAAAUUUAAUGAACAUUUGUUUUAUUUAAUUUUUUAAGAUUUGAUUGUUUAGGAAAUGGAGGGAGAUCCAACAUUCGAGCAAUGCCAAGGUACACUAACCCUGGAACAUAUAAUUAAUGUGACAAUUUAAAAUUUGAUCAAAAUAAAAUGAUGCUCGAGCCUAAUUGAAAUUUAAUUAAAAUUUUAAGUAUGCUGCACAUUAAAGUCUUACUGCUAUCAACCGUUAAGUUACAUUCUAGACAAUUUUAGUCUUAAUUAAAUUUCUUUGUUUAAAUGUGAAAAAAUGAAUUACCAAAUCCAAUUGAUUGUAUUAUAAAUUUUCCAUAAUUUCUUUGGACCAUAUCCCUUGCACAGUGCCCCAUGUACAAACCACACAUAGUAAAACAUAUACCACCAAUCAUUUUACAUUCUAUACAGUCUGUGUUUUGAAUGUUGUUUACUAUGCUUCUGUCGUUUUCCAUUUUUAGUUAAAAUUGUGUAACCCGAUAUUCACAAAAUAUUUACAGAAGAAAUUUCGUGACGCAUUCCUAUUAAAUUGUUGUCACAUAGGUUAUGUUUGAACUGUCAUGCAGAAUAGUAGGUAAUAGUAUAUAGGUACAUGUAGGUAUUUUUAUAAUAAAGUUAAUCGAGAUCGAAUAUUUGAAAUCCUUUUUUUAUUUCAAUAAUACAGGUUACAAGGCGAAAUUUUAUUUUGAUUUUUACGAAAAUAAUAGAAACAUAUAUUAUAUCUCGUUUAAUGAAGAUAAAUUAAAAUAUUAAAUAUUUAAUUUUUAUAUUUCAAACAUGUUUUAUUGGUUAAGGAUGUAGUAGUAUAAAGUGUUUAAACUAACUGUAAUCUAUAAUAAUUUAUAUCUUCAACUUAGAUACUAAAAA